Molecule: messenger RNA, 1149 nt
Organism: Aedes aegypti (yellow fever mosquito)
Lineage: Eukaryota; Metazoa; Arthropoda; Insecta; Diptera; Culicidae
Gene: MED30
Product: mediator of RNA polymerase II transcription subunit 30
Exons: 2
Coding region: 144-1064 (306 amino acids)
Biological process (GO): positive regulation of DNA-templated transcription
Cellular component (GO): mediator complex
Molecular function (GO): transcription coregulator activity
Source: RefSeq, a predicted model, not a curated record
AUCGUAUCUGUCAUCAUUAGUAGCCUUGAAAAUCCCGGUUGGAUCGCGUUGUUUACAACAGGAUAUCUCCGAACGAAGAGUUCUUUUUCCCGAUUUUUGUAGUUUCUUGUGCAUUAUUCCGUCGGUAAUUCGUGUCGAAAGCCAUGUCCGGUCAAUACCCAAGCGGCUACCAGAGUCCCAGUGGACAUCGCGGGAACUUCAACAGUCCGAUGAUGCAGCAGCAGCUCAAUCAGAUGGGUGUCCCCAACCAAAUGGGAAUGAUGGGUUUCAACCAGGGCAAUGUAAUGCAGAACCAACAGCAAAUGCAAUCCGGUGGGGUACAAAGUGGUCCGGAUAUUGGAAUGGGUCAGAACAUCCAGCAGCAGCAACAACCGAACCCCAGCCAAGGAACUGGCCAAGGCCAGCAGCAACAACCAGGCCAAGGUCAGGCUCAAGGACAGCAACAGCAAAAUCCUCAGCAAUCGCCUCAGCUAGGGAUGGCAGCUGGUGGACAGGCAGUUAGUAGUGCUGCACAAUCCGCUACUGGAACCGUUGGAGGAGCUCCGCCAGGACAGCCGAAUGCUGGACCUGUAGCUAGCACACAGGCCGCAUCCAAUGUCCAACAAAAGGAAUUCAAUCUUUUGACGCUUUGCCGAAUCGGCCAGGAAACGGUGCAAGACAUCGUGAGUCGGUUUCAAGAAGUUUUUGGAUUGCUCCGUGGAAUACAGCCCCCCAAUGGAACGAAUGCGGGACUCUCGUCGAGCAACGACAAGAAGGCCAAAGUUCAGGAACAGUUCCGCACCAUUCGGUUGCUGUUCAAGCGGCUGCGACUGCUGUACGACAAGUGCAACGACAAUUGCCAGCAGGGCAUGGAAUAUACCCACGUGGAAAGCCUGAUACCACUUAAAGGGGAACCGGAACGGGCGGAACCGAUCCACACGGAGGAGUACAAGAAGGCACUGCAGGAAAAUCGCGAGCUUAUUGAGAUUGUGAUGCUGAAGAAUAAGCAACUGCGGGAAAUCAUCGACAAGAUCAGGCUGACGAUUUGGGAGAUCAACACGAUGCUUAGCAUGAGAAGGUGCUGAGUGUAGAACUGGUGCACAGACAGGUAGGUGGAUGCUAUUUUUAAUGUAAUGGAAAAGUCUCUUAAAUUAUCAGCCGUAAUAUAAA